Molecule: messenger RNA, 2289 nt
Organism: Malurus melanocephalus (red-backed fairy wren)
Lineage: Eukaryota; Metazoa; Chordata; Aves; Passeriformes; Maluridae
Product: plasma membrane calcium-transporting ATPase 1-like
Exons: 10
Coding region: 1-1485 (494 amino acids)
Biological process (GO): regulation of cytosolic calcium ion concentration
Cellular component (GO): intracellular membrane-bounded organelle
Molecular function (GO): PDZ domain binding; P-type calcium transporter activity
Source: RefSeq, a predicted model, not a curated record
AUGGGGAUGGUCAUUGUGGCCUUCACCAGGGCGUGCAUCACCCAGGACAGUAUGGACACAGGGGGUGUGGUCAUCAUGGCUUUCACCGGGUGGAAAAUCACCCAGGUGACCUCACCUGGACAGUGUGGACAGGGGAUGGUCAUCGUGGCCUUCACGGGUGCCUGUGUCACCCAGGACAAUAUGGACAGGGGGGACAUCGGAGUGGUCAUUGUGGCCUUCACUGGGGGGAAAAUCACUCAGGACAAUAUGGACAGGGGGGACAUCGGAGUGGUCAUCGUGGCCUUCACUGGGGGGAAAAUCACUCAGGGGGACAUAGGGGUGGUCAUCAUGGCCUUCACCGGGGUGUGCAUCACCCAGGGAGACACAGGGGUGGUCAUUGUGGCCUUCAGAGGGGCCUGUAUCACUGAGGACAGGAUGGACAGGGGUGUGGUCAUUGUGGUCUUCGUCGGGGCCUGCAUCACCCAGGGACACAGGGGUGUGGUCAUCAUGGCCUUCACGGGCACCUGCAUCACCCAGGGGCAGCACCUCACCGUCUGCUCCCUCCCCUUUUCCCCAAAUUCCCCGUUUUUCCCCCAUGCAGGGGAGCAGUUUUUCGACAUCGACAGCGGCCGCAACGCCCCGCUGCACUCGCCGCCCACCGAGCACUACACCAUCGUCUUCAACACCUUCGUGAUGAUGCAGCUCUUCAACGAGAUCAACGCCCGCAAGAUCCACGGCGAGAGGAACGUCUUCGAGGGCAUCUACCGCAACCCCAUCUUCUGCACCGUGGUGCUGGGCACCUUCGCCGCCCAGAUCAUCAUCGUGGAGUUCGGGGGGAAGCCCUUCAGCUGCUCCGGGCUCACCCUGAGCCAGUGGUUCUGGUGCAUCUUCAUCGGCGUGGGAGAGCUCCUGUGGGGCCAGAUCAUCAUCGUGGAGUUCGGGGGGAAGCCCUUCAGCUGCUCCGGGCUCACCCUGAGCCAGUGGUUCUGGUGCAUCUUCAUCGGCGUGGGAGAGCUCCUGUGGGGCCAGGUGAUCUGCACCGUCCCCACCAGCCAGCUGAAGUUCCUGAAGGAGGCCGGGCACGGCAUCACCAAGGAGGAGAUCCCCGAGGAGGAGCUGCCCGAGGACGUGGACGAGAUCGACCACGCCGAGAUGGAGCUGCGCCGGGGGCAGAUCCUGUGGUUCCGGGGGCUCAACCGCAUCCAGACCCAGAUCAAAGUGGUGAAUGCGUUCCGUAGCUCCCUGUACGAAGGCCUCGAGAAACCCGAAUCCAGAAGCUCCAUCCAUAACUUCAUGACUCACCCGGAGUUCAUCCUGGAGGAAGACGAGCCUCGGACACCAUUCCUUGACGGCGACGACGACGCCGAGCCCGACGGACUCCAAAAGCGAGCUGGGGGCAGCCUGGCCGGACCCACGGCCCUCAACAGGAACAACAACGCGGUGGACAGCGAGUUCGCCUUCCCCGAGCCCGGGAGCCCCUUCCACAGCCUGGAGACGUCUGUUUGACCUUCGAACUUGGAAUUCCCCCUCCUCCUCCUCUUCUUCCUCCUCAUCCUCCUCGUCCACCUCGGCCCCGUGUGGUCCCGGCACCAGGAACUGAUCACACGCUGCGGUCACUCCGUGUCAAACUGCUCAUGCCUGUUAUCAUCAUCCGGGGGGUUUUUUUUGGGGAGGGAAAGGGUGGGUUUAUCUGUUUUUUGGGGUUUUUUUUAGUUUCAUUUUUGUUGGKGGUUUUUUUUUUUACAGUGAUUUAAGCAGUGGGAACCAGAGUACCACCACGCUGGGUGUUGGGAGAGAGGCUUAGCCAAAAAAAAAAAAAAACCACAGAAAAAACAACAACAAGCCCAAAAUUGUGCAUCUCCACCCCCGAUUUUUUGUGGUACUCGCCCGGGGGAAGCAGCCAGGUUCAUUCCUCUCCAAAAGAGGGUUUUUCACUUUGGAAAAAUGCAUGUUCCAAGGAAAUCCAAGUUGUUGUAGUCUUACACGCCCUCAGCCUCCAAGGGCUGGGGGUGCACUUGUGACUUGAGUUUAUUUUUUUUUCCUUCGGGUUUUUUUUCUUCCACUUGCAGUUUUUAGGGUUUUUUUUUCAUUUUUCUUCUAACGUUGGGGGUUUGCUCUUUGCUUGUGGGGUUUGCCCUCCCAGGAACUUCAUUAGCAGGAAGAAGUGGGAUGGGGCCAGUCACCACUCCAGUGUGAAAAUUUAAAGAAUAAGCUAAAAAAAAAAAUAAAAAAUCCCAGCCAGGGGAAGGUGUUUACUCCGAGAGAGAUCCAGGGAUGUCCACCAGUCUUCCACCUUUGAAAAAAAAAUAA